CAGCAGCAGCGGCGGCGCCCGGGGGGAGGCGGCCCCCGCCAGCCUGGACCAGCGGCCCCGGGGCUGCGUCUCCAUCCUCGCCCGGGCGCAGCGCCUGCCUCCUUCUCUCCCGGCAGCGGCAGCGGACGGGCGCCCUGAGCAGCUGCCGCCCCCAGCCCUCCAGCCGGGAGGAGGAGGAGGAGGAGGGGGCUCGGAACAAAAGCCCCCCGUCCGUCCGUCCGUCCGUCUCCAGGCGAGGAAGCGGAUCUCUCCCCCCCACCGACCGACCCACCCCCCGCUCUUCAUCCAGCAUCCUCUCCUGGAUCCCGGGGCUGCUACGGGGCGGUGGGGGCACGCGGGGGGAGCCAAGCCCAGCAUGAGGAGGCUGAGGAGGCUCGUGCAGCUGGUGGUCUUUUGCCCCCUUUCCAAGGGCCUGCAGAGCCGCCUUCCUGGCAUCAAGGUGAAAUAUCUCUUCUUUGCCUGGCUGGGCAUCUUUGUGGGCAGCUGGAUGGUAUAUAUCCAUUACUCCUCCUACUCGGAACUCUGCAGGGGACACGUUUGCCAAAUGAUCAUAUGUGAUCAAUAUAAUAAAGGAAUAAUUUCUGGGUCAACCUGUAAAGAUCUUUGCGAGGAGCACACGCUGGAGUUCCAACAAUGCCUGUCGUCUUCACCCACCCAACAGGUAUACAGCGGACUCUGGAAGGAGAAGGAGGUGAUAAUCAAAUGUGGCAUCACGGAGGCCUUGAAGGCUGACGGCAACCCGGACUCAGCGCCCCGGAGAGAUGUGGUCCUUUUCAACAAGCCCACGAGAGGGACGUCGAUGGAUGAAUUCAGAGAGAUGCUCUUGAACUUCUUAAAAUCUAACCUGGGUGACCAGGCCUCCCUCGCCAGCUUAGUGAACAGAAUCAUUGCGAUGGCUGAUGUCAGCCAAGAUGGGAAAUUGUCUCUGGCAGAAGCAAAAUCCAUCUGGGCCCUCUUGCAGCUGAACGACUUUCUUCUGACCUUGUCUUUGCACGAGAAGGAGCACACCGCCAGACUUCUGGGCCACUGUGGGGACUUGUAUGUCACCGAGAAGAUCCACCACACUUCCUUUUUCACCGUGGACGUCCCACGGUUCCUGCAGCCCCUGCUCCCUUCCGCUGUCCACAGGGUCAUCCACCAGUGGUUCUCUCCGGCCUGGCCACACCGUGCCAAGGUCGCCAUCGGCCUCUUGGAAUUUGUGGAGGAGAUCUUCCACGGCCCGUACGGGAACUUCUACAUCUGCGAGACGGGCUUCAAGAACGUGGGCUACAACGACGGGUACGACUUCAAGAUGGUGGACCUCCGGAAGGUGGCCACGGAGAUGGCCAUCCGGGGCUUCCUCAAGGGGCGGCACUGCGAGCAGAACGUGGACUGCACCUUCGGCAAGGACUGCGUGGCCCCGUGCGACAAGCUGAUGAAGCAGUGUAAGAGCGACGUGGUCCAACCCAACCUGGCCAAGGUGUGCCGGAUGCUGCAGGAGUACUUGCUCCCUGGGGCACCCCCUGACCUGAAAGGCGAGCUGCAUAAGCAGCUGAAAACCUGCACCACCCUCAGCGGCCUGGCGAGCCAGAUGGACGUCCAUCACUCGCUGGUGCUCAACAGCCUCAAGACUCUGCUAUGGAAGAAAAUUUCAAAUACUAAAUAUUCCUAGAGGCACCGC
Molecule: messenger RNA, 1660 nt
Organism: Elgaria multicarinata webbii
Lineage: Eukaryota; Metazoa; Chordata; Lepidosauria; Squamata; Anguidae
Gene: DIPK1B
Product: divergent protein kinase domain 1B
Exons: 5
Coding region: 356-1651 (431 amino acids)
Source: RefSeq, a predicted model, not a curated record